AUGGUGCCCCCCCACUGCCAGGUUUUCCGCCGGCAGCGGCCAGCCCACAGGGGUCUGGAGAAGCUGCUGCAGGAGUUCUCCCGCCAAGGGCACACCCUGUCCCAGGUGUGCAGAGAGAAGGCAGUGCUGGCACAGGAGAACGCUGCCCUGGAAGCCCGACUGGCAGCCACGGAGCGGGACCUGCGAGGCCUUUCAGAGCAGCUGGCAGAGGCCAGGUCAGAGAAGGAGAGCCUGCAAAGCAGCCUGCUGGAGGCUGAGCAGCACAUAUGGGAGCUGGAGAUAGCCAGGAGCCGUGUGGAAGCCCAAGUGUGCAGGGCCAGGCAGGCCAAGGAGGCGAUACUGGAGGAUGUGAGGGGCCUUCAUCGUGAGCUGCUGGCUGUAAGAGCUCUCAGCCAGCAGCAAUGUGAAGACAUGGCUGAACAGCUCCGCUGGGCACAAGAGCAGUGCUGCAAGGCUCUGAGACUCUGGCAAUCUGCCCAGGAAGAGGAAAAAAGGAAUCUCAUGAGAGAACUGGAGAGACAACUGGAAGAGCAGCAUGUGGAGGCACGGAAGCAGCUGGAGGAAUGGGCAAACUUCCUGGCGGAGAUGCUGCAGGAAGAGCAGCGUCAGAAGAUUGCUGUCAUCCACAAGGUGUACCAGCUGCAGAGAGAGCUGAAGCAAAGUGAGCAGCUGAGGCAGAGGCUGAAUGAGCAGUGGCAGAACGGGCAGGUCAUGCUGCAGGCUGAGCUGCAGGAAGCUGAGAGGAAGAUGAUGGCAAUGGAGAAGAGGCACCAAGAGGAAAUGGAAAGGAUGCACAAGGUCCUGCUGCAGUGCAGGCUGGCUGAAGAAAAGCAGGUGGACGCAGGAUCUGCCAUCGAAGCUGCUGGUGCAGCAGCAUCCUGCCAAGAAGCCUCCUCUCCACAGCCUGAAAACCAGAGCAUGAGCAGCUCGGCCCACUCAAGCCAGGAGAGAGAGAAGCAGUUCCUGAAGCUGCUGAGGUGUGUGGUGAGUGUGGAAGAUCCAGAAAAAAAGUACACUGGAUGGGAACAUCUUGGCAGUGGGGGCUUUGGAGCUGUUUAUAAGGCCUUCGACACUGCCACAGGACAAGCGGUGGCUGUAAAGGAACUUUAUCUCCAGCACCAGGGCUGUGAGGGAAUAUUAAAAGAAAUCCUGCUCAUGAGAGAAAAUAAGAACGCCAAUAUUGUCAGCUACUUAGAAAGCUACCUUGUGGAUGAGGCUGUCCUGCUGGUGUUGGAAUAUAUGGAUGGAGGCUCCUUAGCUGAUGUGGUCACUGUGAGAAGGAUGGCUGUAGGACACAUAGCAACAGUGUGUCGGGAGUGCCUGCAAGGCCUGGCUUUCCUUCAUGCCAAGCAGGUGAUCCACAGAGACAUCAAAAGCGACAACAUCCUUCUGGGCCGGGAUGGCUCCGUCAAGCUGGCUGAUUUUGGCCUCUGUGCUGUGCUCAGCCCUGAGCACAGGAAAUGGAGGUUGAUGGUCGGGACCACUUACUGGAUGGCACCCGAGGUGGUGAGAAGAGAGCCUUACGGCCCCAAAGUGGACACCUGGUCCCUUGGCAUUGUGGGGAUAGAAAUGGCCACAGGAGAGGCUCCUUAUAUGCAGGAGACCAGUGUCAAGGCCAGCUACCUGAUAGGCAAGCAAGGGGUUCCAAAUCUGCACCAGCUCAGGCUACCCCCUGGCUUGUGUGAAUUUCUGGGCUGCUGCCUGCAGAUGGAUGUGGACAGGCGAGGCUCUGCCAAGGAACUUCUGCAGCAUCCAUUUCUGCAAUCAGCGGAGCCUCUCUUAAGCCUCUUCUGACAGCCUGAUUGCUGCUAUCCCUGCAGCAAGGGAAUGCAAGAAGCAAAGGAGAUGACAAGGUGUGAGAGUCUGUCCGAAACUUCCCUCAUUUUUUGCCUCUCGAUCGUCAUGAAAGCCAAGACCACCGGGGAAAGGGAAAGAUCCUGUUCUGAAAAUCCAGGUCUGUCUGGUCCACCAAGCCAGAUUAUUGCCUACGGGUGUGUUUGCUCAACUCAUGGAACACUGCACCCAAGAAGGGGCAGUGUGCUCUCCUUCGCCUGCAUCACCUAGCAACGCUAGUGCUGGAAUUUCUCCACCCUUCUGACUUGGCUGGACUUUCUCUCUGGAAUGACCUUUCUGGAGGUCACCACAAAAGGACCCUCCAUUCACCGUACAUCAACCACCGUGACAGAUGGACUGAGAUGGGAGAAGGUUCUCCCCUCAAGGACUGAGACGUGCGACCCCUACAUGGAAAAGCUCGUCUCUUUUCCCAAAAGGACUGAGACUGAAAUCCCCACCGUAGGGUGAGGGAAGGUAUGCGUGGGGACCGGAGCAAGUUUUGCAAGCGACCACUGGACCGAGAAGACAAUGGUUCCUGCCUACGACAUCUGCUGCUGACGACGCCUGUUCCUGAUGGACUACUGAUGGACUCCUUGUACCCUUUAUCAAUAGACUAUUUUGAAAUGGGUCCCCUUCCCCCAUUUCAAAAGGACUAUAAAAAAGGUUAGACCUGACUGAUACCUUUGAGAUCUCCCCUGACGUGAAGACGACAGGCCUCUUCGUCGACCGGACUUCGAGGGUCUUUGUCAUCUGCACGUCUGGUAGCUAUAUACCUCCUUGCCCUCCCUCUCUUCUUUUUCUUUUCCUUACUCUUUUCCCUUUCUUCAUUCCCCUUCUCUCUAACACAUCUUUGCUAUGGCUAUUUAAUAAAAGUACAUGUAUUUUGAUUUUACUGCAAAUCCCCUUGUCAUGUCAGUUUUUGCACCCUGAGAUCAGUGAAAAAGAACCUACACGAAUCAUGUCCUUAGGACGGAUCGUGUAAUAAAUUGGAUCUUGGGUCACGGAUCUUGGGUUCUGGGGACGGAGGUGUCUGCAGGUUACGUGUAGUUUGUAACAGGGGAAGGACGUUUCACAGCAGCCGCACCUAAACCGUCAAGUUUCCCGAAAGGGGUUGAACGGAUUUAGAAAGCAAGGGCUGUGAUUCGAAUUUCCCGCAUACUGCACAAACCAAGGCGGAAAAAGCAUCCUCCAAACUCUUUUUGAGGGUUCUGUCUCCAGAAUAUCACAAAAGAUCUCUUGGUGCAAAAGGGGGAAAAAAAACCAAAAAAACAACUGUUUCUGUUGUAAGAGUGUGUUUAACUGUCUGGAAAGGAAGAGACACCUCGAAGAAACUAAGCAGGGCCUCCCAGAUUGACUCUGUCUCUUCAGCCACCCAGGGAAAAAGUUGAGUGAAGGGAAAACACAGUGUGUGAUUGUGUAACCGAAAACACCUCCCUGUUGUGGUCCCUAGUCCCUUCACAAGAUGAAUGAAGAUUUUGGUGCCAAGGCAAAAACUGAUUUUUACACACUACUUGCUAAACACAAUGCAAAACCUUCACCAGGCGGAGAGGCCUGGGCAAAGAACAAUUGGUUUAAUUUAGAAAAUGUUGUUGGUAGAAUAUGUUCUCUGCAGCAUGAAACAAAAUUUAAACUUGGUAAAGAUAAAACCAUCCUCUGCUCAGUUUUGGGAGCCUGCCUCACAGCAGCCAUAGAAACUCGCUUUAAGCGAAGAAGUGAGGAAAAUGCUAUAAUAGACUCCCUUCAAAACUUAGUUGGAGUUUUGCAAAAACAAUUAGAUGAAGAAAGAAAUGAAAAUAAUUUAUUACGGGCUGCCUUGAGAGAGGUACAUGUUAAAAAUUCACAGAACUUUGAUUCCUCAAAAGAAACAGAGGAGAAGGAAACUUCUCACCUUAAUCAAAAUUACCUCCAAAAAGAAUUAGUUCUGAUGAAAAAUUUUGGGGAACCCUGUUGUUGCAAUAGCAUGAAACCUCAAAUUAAAACAGAAUGCAACUAUAUUAGUGAUGAGGACUUUGACCCACAUAUAAUCACUAAAGAAACCCUAUACACUGCUACUGAAUUAACAAAACUUGCAAAGCAGUAUGGGCUUCUUUCCUACAAAACUGAAACAAAAUCUCUCACUGGGAAAGUUCAAACACAUUUGUCAGAACAAGAAGCCGGUGGGUACUGGGGACAUGGAGUGUUCUUACCAACGGGAGACAGACGCAUCCCAUGGUCCCUAAUUCAGCAUAUAGCUUAUUGGACAGAGGGGCUUAACCCCUCGGAAAGGGGAAACCUUUUAACCAUAGCUGGUACCCCUGACCAACUCCUGGAAAACAUUCACAAAGCUGCCUGCUUGCAAAUAAUGCAUGAAAGAAAACCAACUACAAGCUAUGAGUCACCAAUGCAAUCACCUGUAAAGUCUAAAAUUAUGACCUCUUUAAUGCAAAGGUUUUCAGAAACACUUAAACCUAUAGCAAUUUUCCCUCAAAAACCCAUAGCAGCUAUGUCCCCUAUAGAAACACCAGAUAAACUUCUUAGUAACCAGAAUAACCCAUUUGUUCCCUCUUAUGACUUGCCGAGAAAAGGGAUAAAAUGGGAUUGGAGUCUUUCUCAGGAGAAAGCACUGCAAUUGCUGAUUUUUGAAGCAACAGCUCACCAAGCACUGGACCCUAUCCAUCCUACAGAUCCCUUUCAGGUAGAGUGGGGAUUUGCCUCCUCAGGGUUAUCAGUACACAUUGGGCAGCGGGGUCCCGAGGGUCCAACAAGGCCUGUUGGUUUUUAUUCCCAUAGUUUCAAAGAUGCUGAGAGAAGAUACUCUACCUGGGAAAGAGGUUUGUCUGUGGUUAUCUUAAUUCUCCUAGAAGCAGAAAAAAACUUAGCAAUACAAGAAACUGAGAGCUUGGGUAGCAGCCAAAACAAGCUUGCCUCUGUGAUUAAAGCAACCCCUCCUUUCUUCCCCACUUCUGCUAACAGAGAGGGAGAAGGCAGUGCUCAGGUAGAGGAACUGUUAACCAUUUGUAGUAUUUUCCAGUGUAAGGGACAGAAUUAUUUUCUUGUCUGUAUUAACAUCAAGUCCUAUGCCACACUUGUAUUUGUGUUGUUUCAGGCCGAUGCUUUUAAAAGAGCUACAGGAAAUAAUACUGUUAAAGCAAUACAGGGAUGGUUUGGAAUUUGAAAAGUGCGCAGGAUUGGGCAAAAGGUGAAGGGAUUGAAUGGACUUCUCACACCCCUUACGAUAGAUGGGGGGCAAAUGGGUGUCCUAAAAUCACUGCUUUUUGCCUGACAGCUCCAAGCAUAACUCCUUCACUACACGGACCAGAUGAUUUCAAGAACCCAGCACAUUACCCUGGACAACCUGGUUUUGGUGGACCACCCCCUAUUGUAGGGGAAGUACCACUGGUGUUAAAAACCUCUCUGACAAUCCCAUUGUUCUAACUCUUUCUGCCUCUUCGUGGCAGAUUCUGUUGUGCUUAUUUUUUACAGAAGAACUCCGUGGGACAUGAAGACCUGAGAAACCAUGAUAACACUAGCAUUGUACAACAAAUAUAAUGUUUUCCUUUCCCUUUAUGGUAACACAAAGUGAUAAUAUUACACUUAACAUGUAAAUUAAGUAAACUUGAACAAAUUGGCCGCUAUGAGUGAAAAUCUGACCAAAUUACAGCAACCACUGCAAUCAUCCUUAACACAUCAGUGGCUGCUAUCAAACAUACUACCAAAUUGGGAAAAGGUAAAUGUAAACGACCACAAAUUGGUGAUUGAUGCACUCAAUGCCACACAAAAUAAUGUUUCUUUGGCUCUCAGCUGUAUUCAGGCUCAAUUGUGAAUGCAGUCAGUUGCUGCCUCAAUUAAAAAGGAAGGUGAAGAAGGCACUUUUCCCACUGAAAUUUGAAAAAUAAUCUGGGACAGUGCUACUGACUUUGAAAGAGAAUUCCAAUCCUGGUGGAAUUUGGUGAAUUUCACUUAUAACCCCAUUUCAAACACGGCCACAGCUUUUGUGUUAACCAUACGUAGUGCUUCAGUACAUUUGGUUUUUCCUAUUACAGCAUUAGGGAUAAAUCAUGACGGAGCUAUUCUCUAUCCUUCGGAGCAUAGGGAAUGGGCCCGCCAGAUUAACAACAAAUGGCAAACUGUCAAUCUGGAAUCUUGUAUUGUCCGUGAACAACAAGGGUUCAUCUGUGAAAGCAAUGCAAUCAUAGCCCAGGAUAUCUGUCUGGACACAGAGCAGAAUAUCUGUCACUUUGAAAUACAUCCUAACGAGACUUCUGAAAGGGUUCUCAUAUACAUAGGCAAUGGAUGUGCAUGCUUUAGAACUGCCUGUGAUCUUGUAUUUGUAGAAAAUGUAGUAGUGGAUACUAAGAAUCAUUCAAAUUUCUGUGCUUGUAAUUUUACCAGAAUUGUAGGAUGUGAUUUCUCUUAUGUAGCUCCAGUUACCUCUCACCAACUUUUGCAAUCUAAUUACACCCUGAUUCACAAAUUGAUACCUACUCCAAUUGGGAUGAACCUCACUUUGGUAAAGCAGUUGCUGCUCCACCAAGACUUGGCUGAGAUUCUGGGAAAGAUCAAGAAAGAUGGGCAGAAGACCCUAGUAACUGUUCAUCACAAUGUAAAACAAAUACACCGUGUCAUGGGAAAGAGUAAAGAGAGAUGCCGAGCACAAGUGGUGGGAUACUCUUUUUGGGUGGUCACCAACUGCCACAAGUGUCCUGAACACCAUGUGUCAUCCUAUUGUUGUCCUUUUGAUCCUGGUUUCGAUUGGUUUUGUUUUGUCAGCAAUCUUGUUUGUCAUGAAUUGGAGAAUGAUGAAACAGUUAACAAGACUGACGUCCAUAAUUAAUGCACACAAUUUGGCUGAUGUCCUUUUUACUAUGGACGUCCCCAAGACAAUUGACACAAGACGAUUAUUAAUCAGUAGAUGUGUUUUGAAAUAACUUUUUAUCUUCCAUUUUGUAACUUUGUUAAAUUUAUAUUCAUUUUAUUAUUGCUUUUACUUUUGACCAUUUGUGAUUUUAUUUUGAUUAUUUGAUUACCAUUUGUGAUUUUUCAAUUAUUUAAGAUAAUAAUCUGUGAUUUUGUUCCAAUUAUUAUUUUGAUCAUUUUCAAUUAUUAUUUAAUUAUUUGCUAAAAAAGUUGUUUUGAUUUUGUUUUGCUAAUUGAUUCUCUUUUUCGCCCUUCUUUUAUUUCUUCUUAUCUUUUUUUAAUCUCUUUUCCUCUCUCUCUCUGUCAUACUGUCCCUAUUUUCUGAGGUAUGCUACCAGCGUGAAGGAGACUUGAAGACCUGCUGAUGAAGAUCCUUUCAAGACAAUCGUGAGUCACGGGGUCGUGUGAGAGUCUGUCCGAAACUUCCCUCAUUUUUUGCCUCUCGAUCGUCAUGAAAGCCAAGACCACCGGGGAAAGGGAAAGAUCCUGUUCUGAAAAUCCAGGUCUGUCUGGUCCACCAAGCCAGAUUAUUGCCUACGGGUGUGUUUGCUCAACUCAUGGAACACUGCACCCAAGAAGGGGCAGUGUGCUCUCCUUCGCCUGCAUCACCUAGCAACGCUAGUGCUGGAAUUUCUCCACCCUUCUGACUUGGCUGGACUUUCUCUCUGGAAUGACCUUUCUGGAGGUCACCACAAAAGGACCCUCCAUUCACCGUACAUCAACCACCGUGACAGAUGGACUGAGAUGGGAGAAGGUUCUCCCUCAAGGACUGAGAUGUGUAACCCCUACAUGGAAAAGCUCCCCUCUUUUCCCAAAAGGACUGAGACUGAAAUCCCCACCGUAGGGUGAGGGAAGGUAUGCGUGGGGACCGGAGCAAGUUUUGCAAGCGACCACUGGACCGAGAAGACAAUAGUUCCUGCCUACGACAUCUGCUGCUGACGAUGCCUGUUCCUGAUGGACUACUGAUGGACUCCUUGUACCCUUUAUCAAUAGACUAUUUUGAAAUGGGUCCCCUUCCCCCAUUUCAAAAGGACUAUAAAAAAGGUUAGACCUGACUGAUACCUUUGAGAUCUCCCCUGACGUGAAGACGACAGGCCUCUUCGUCGACCGGACUUCGAGGGACUUUGUCAUCUGCACGUCUGGUAGCUAUAUACCUCCUUGCCCUCCCUCUCUUCUUUUUCUUUUCCUUACUCUUUUCCCUUUCUUCAUUCCCCUCUCUCUAACGCAUCUUCUCUAUGGCUAUUUAAUAAAAGUACACGUAUUUUGA
Molecule: messenger RNA, 7996 nt
Organism: Passer domesticus (house sparrow)
Lineage: Eukaryota; Metazoa; Chordata; Aves; Passeriformes; Passeridae
Product: serine/threonine-protein kinase PAK 3-like
Exons: 15
Coding region: 1-1794 (597 amino acids)
Biological process (GO): regulation of MAPK cascade; intracellular signal transduction; protein phosphorylation
Cellular component (GO): cytoplasm
Molecular function (GO): ATP binding; protein serine/threonine kinase activity
Source: RefSeq, a predicted model, not a curated record